AAUUUGACCCACAAUAUGGUGCAGAAGAGAGAAAGGCAGACGAAACGAAAUUUCUUCCGCACGUCGGCCACCACAACGUAUUGAAUUUGACUUUAUACAACUGACACUAUUUUUUUACCAACCAACUCUCUCACAAUUCGCGACAGAUAAGCGGGCAGGAGGAGGAUUGAGGAAACUUUGAUUUUUGUAAAUUUUGCAAAAUUUGUACUUUGUGGGACACGAAUUUGGAGGAGGGUGUGAACGAAGGGGAUCCAAUUUGGAAUAAGGACGGACGGAGGUACACUUAUGUACAGGCUGGUGUGUGUUUUGCAUCGGAAAGGAAAAGUUUGUGUGGGAAAGAAAUAAAGACAGUUAGAAGGCUCAAUGGACAAGGAAAAUAUGGACGGAGAUGCUGGAGAAUCGGGUGGCGACCAACAGCCAGCAACAGCUGAAGGUGCCGAGUCUGGGAAACGUGAGCUUACUGCGGCUCAAAAGAAGAGAGAAAAGUUGAAACAGAAGAAAGAGUUGGCUAAGCAAAAGGGCGGAGAAGAAGGAGGAGAUGGCGAGUCAACGACGGCUGCAGGUCAGGAGGAUGAUAAGGCUAAAGAGCAGAAGAAACCUGCCGCAGCGAAAAAAGGUGCAAAAGAACCGGAAAAGCCGAAACCGAGGAAAGGUGGUCCUUCUGCGGCUCAAAUUGCGGCGAUUCAAGAAAACAUCCGGAAACAGAGGGAAGAGGAGGAACGAUUGUUGAAAGAAGAGGAAGAAAAGAUCCGUCUCUUGGAAGAAUCGGAGAAUGCAAGACUUGAAAAGCUGCGGCUCGAGCAAGAAAAGAAGGAAAGAGAGAAACGCAAGAAGAAGGAAAAAAUUGCACGGCUUAAAGAACAAGGUCUUCUUUUAACCGAGAAGGAAAAGCUUGCCAAACAACGAGCCAAGAUCACACUGGAUGCUUUAAAAGCUCAAGGUUUCGAAGUCCCUGAGGCUGGAAAGGGUGGGAAAACAUCACGAGCUGGAACUCGAGUUCGUCCCAAGAAACAAGUUCAAAGUCAAACAUCCACCGAAGAACAAUCUGCAUCAGGCGAGGCCGGAGGAGAGGACAACGAAAAUGCUACGCCUAAAACCCAGGAAGAAAUUGAAGAGGAGCAAGCACGAAUUAAAGAAGCUUGGGAUCAGGAAUCAGAGACUGACGAGGAGAAAGAGAUUAAACGUCAAAAAGAAGCGGAGGACGGCGCCGCCUCCAAUGAUGAAGUCUCAAAGAGCAGCGAAAUCAACGAGGCCGGAAGUGAUGGUGAAAAUCUCGAUUCCCUUUCUCAAGACGACGAGACCGGCAGCGUGGCUGUGAUUGAACCAGUGUCGGAAGUUCCUGAAAAGAAGGAAAUCAAAGAGAAAGAACCGGCCGACGUCCGUAUUCACAAACGACGCGAAGAGAAUCAAAAGGCUCGCACUUUGAAGAACUUACGCUCCCCGGUUGUCUGCGUUUUGGGCCAUGUCGACACUGGGAAGACAAAAAUCCUUGACAAAUUGCGGCGUACUCAUGUACAAGAUAACGAAGCGGGUGGAAUCACCCAACAAAUUGGUGCUACCAAUGUGCCCAUCACUGCAAUUAAAGAGGCUGCCAAAUUUGUUAAGGGUUUCGCAGAUUUGGAGAUGAAGGUCCCAGGCUUGUUGAUCAUCGAUACACCGGGUCACGAGUCGUUCAGUAAUUUAAGAUCCCGAGGUUCGUCCCUUUGCGAUAUUGCCAUUUUAGUCGUUGACAUUAUGCAUGGCUUGGAGCCUCAAACUCUCGAGUCAAUUAACCUACUAAAAGCAAAAAAGACUCCAUUCGUCGUCGCUCUCAACAAGAUUGAUCGCCUCUACGACUGGCAAUCCAGCCCGAAGCGGGAUGUCCGAGACAUAAUCAAAAGUCAGCCAAAGAUUACCGUCGCCGAAUUUGAUAAGCGAUCCAAAGAAGUGAUGGUCCAAUUUGCGGAACAGAGUUUAAAUGCUGCUCUAUUUUAUGAUAACCCUGACCCUAGCACCUACAUCUCAAUGAUUCCAACCAGCGCAGUGACUGGAGAUGGGAUGGGAAACCUGAUGGCCUUAAUUGUCGAGCUUUCUCAAACAAUGCUUGCCAAGCGACUCAUGUUCUCGAAGGAGCUGCAAGCCACGGUUCUGGAGGUGAAAGCAAUCCCCGGUUUGGGCACCACCAUCGACGUGAUUUUGAUCAACGGAUUCCUCCGCAUUGGAGAAACGAUCGUCGUGGCUGGGACGGAGGGUCCGAUAACGACACAAAUCCGAUCCCUCCUCACGCCCGAUGGGAUGAAAGAACUCCGAGUGAAGAACACGUAUGUCGAGCAUAAAGAAAUCAGUGGAACAAUUGGAGUCAAGAUUGCUGCCAAAGAUUUCGAAAAAGCUAUCGCCGGUCUGAGCUUGGUAGUUGCUCAUCAAUCCGAUGAGGUGGAGUUUGCCAAGGAGGAGAUUACCCGUGAGUUGAAGACUGCUUUGAACUCGAUCCGUCUUUCCGAACGGGGGGUUUAUGUCCAGGCUUCAACUCUUGGAUCGCUGGAAGCUUUACUUGAAUUUUUGAAGGUUUCCCAAAUUCCGUACUCUGGCAUUCGCAUUGGGCCCGUGGUGAAGAAGGAUGUCAUGAAGGCGUCCAUAAUGUUGGAGCAUGACAGUCAGUACGCGGUGAUUUUGGCGUUCGACGUAAAAAUCGAGAGAGACGCUCAAGACUUGGCGGACAAUUUGGGAGUGAAGAUUUUCCAGGCGGAUAUCAUCUAUCAUUUAUUUGAUAAGUUUACAGCCUACCGGGAUGAAUUAAAGGCGAAGAAGAGAGACGAGUUCAAACAUAUCGCCGUCUUUCCAUGCAAAUUGAAAAUCCUUCCCCAGUUUAUUUUCAACACCCGUGACCCAAUCGUCGUGGGCGUUGUUGUUGAAGCUGGCGUUGUCAGGGAAGGAACUCCGAUAUGUGUUCCGAGCAAAGAGUUUGUAGAGAUUGGGCGAGUGACGAGCAUUGAAAUUAACCAUAAGCAGAUGGAAAAGGCAACCAAAGGACAGGAAGUGUGUAUUAAGAUCGAGCCAGCUGGGGAUAGUCCAAAAAUGCUUGGCCGUCAUUUUGAGGAAACGGAUGUCUUGGUGUCCAAAAUUACCCGAGAGUCAAUCGAUGCGUGCAAGGAAUACUUUCGAAAUGAUCUUUCCAAAACGGACUGGCAACUUAUGGUCGAAUUGAAGAAACUCUUCCAAAUUAUGUAGUCGCCCUACCACAAUUAUUAUGAAAUUCCUCCUCCACCGUAGACAACAAAAUCUUCGUCCUCAUCUUCACACAUAUUAUUAUCAUUCAAUAAUUUUUCUAUUUCUUAAAUUCUAAAUUUUCGUGCGUUGCAGCACCAGCAAGGAAAUGAGAUAAUAAAAAACCCUUCUCCUUCCUAUAAGGAGGGAAGAAGAACGAGUUAUAUUCA
Molecule: messenger RNA, 3413 nt
Organism: Folsomia candida
Lineage: Eukaryota; Metazoa; Arthropoda; Collembola; Entomobryomorpha; Isotomidae
Gene: eIF5B
Product: eukaryotic translation initiation factor 5B
Exons: 9
Coding region: 364-3207 (947 amino acids)
Molecular function (GO): GTPase activity; GTP binding; translation initiation factor activity
Source: RefSeq, a predicted model, not a curated record